AAAGCCGAUUUUUAAGGAUGUUUGGUGAAUGAUUCUGAAAGGAAUUUAUAGCUACAAAAUCUAUUUAUUUUGUUGAAAUUUACAGCCAUGUACUACCAAGGAAGCUCAGAAAUCCAAGCUGAUGGUCUACAGACACUUUUUCUGAUGAACCCUAAUUAUGUAGGGUAUUCUGACAAUACAACAGUACAGAAACCGGCCAACAUGCUCUUUUUUAACUCCGCCGCCAUGGAGGGACACGCGGUCACCACUGCACAGAUAUCUCACGCCCCGCUGCCUCAGUCUCACCACUUUGUUGGUGUCCCACUUUCUGCAGCCGUUGGAUCGCCCAAUACGUACUAUCACAACCAUUCCUCAGUUCUUGGCCAGCAAGAAAUUCAAGCCUCCCAUGGUACAAUCCCUCGUGUCCACUACAAUCUAUGGAAGUCGGUUGAUCAAGCCGGUGGUGUAAAUCAACAGAACUUAUCUUCUGGGGUGGCUGCAAUCAAUUCCGGUGACACUAAGGACGGUGGUUCCCUAAGGCCCGCGGUGUCACCGAAACCACAAGAGUUAUCUUUGACCCUUUCACCUGAACAGAUAGGCUAUAGGUCUCUUCCUACAAAUCAUGAUAUCAUUAUACCACCGAAACCUGGUUCAUCUUCAUCGCUCUCUGCUGGGUCUAAUGGAGUCAGUAAUCUGCAAAGUGUGAUUUUGGGAUCCAAAUAUCUUAAGGCUGCUCAACAGCUUCUCGAUGAGCUCGUAGUCGUCGGAAAAGGCACAAAAAUCUGUGGUGUGGGGGCCGGAGAGGCAGCAGAGAAACGGAAGAUAAUCAAAGAAUCGACAGGUGUCAAUGUUCAGGCCUUUGGCAUUAAGGGUUGUGAAACUGAACUUACAACUGCUCAAAGACAGGAGAUUCUGAUGAAGAAAGCUAAACUUAUUAACAUGUUAGAUGAGGUACUCGUGUCUUCUUUUUCCCUUCUCUUUUUCUUUAUUCCAUUCUGUUUUUUCUUUCUUGAAUUUGUGCUUAUUGCUUUU
Messenger RNA from Olea europaea var. sylvestris, 1011 nucleotides. Its product is annotated as BEL1-like homeodomain protein 1. Lineage: Eukaryota; Viridiplantae; Streptophyta; Magnoliopsida; Lamiales; Oleaceae. The record is from RefSeq and is a predicted model, not a curated record. The annotation marks the transcript as partial. The transcript has a single exon.